Messenger RNA from Papilio xuthus (Asian swallowtail), 1997 nucleotides. RefSeq lists its product as uncharacterized. The record is from RefSeq and is a predicted model, not a curated record. The transcript is spliced from 4 exons. Bases 222 to 698 code for a protein of 158 amino acids. Lineage: Eukaryota; Metazoa; Arthropoda; Insecta; Lepidoptera; Papilionidae.
CCAGCCAGACAUCAGACUCCGUUCAGCUUGACUUAACUUACUUGUAAUUGUAACUUGGAUUAAACUUAACGAACAAAAGAAAUGAAUGAAUGAAUGUGUCGAGUUAAAGUAAGCAAGUAUGUAUUAACAGAGGUGUUGCUUUAAAAAAUUGAAAAGACGAAAAUAUAAUACUUAAUAUUUAGAUAACAAUUAUUAUUGUGUAUUCCUGCAAACGUAUCACAAUGAAAGAUACGUUUGCGUGCGACUCGGUUAUUGAUUCGCCGACUCGCGAAAGUGUGAAAAUCAUCGACGGUUGUUACAACAGCAAUAUUUUCAAAGCCAAGCCGUUUUUAAGUUCCCGUCGUGCGCUUCAGUCUAGCGCUGAGAAAAUAUCAAAAACGUUCAAAAGCGUUCGAAACACUUUCGGAAAUUUGUCGCAGCAUUUCAGAGUGAGCGGCAGACGCAGACACAGGCUAGCGGAGGCUGGAUCUCCGUGCAAGGGUCCUUCAACACCAGUCACCAAGAAGAAGGGGUUGCUGGGCAGGAGCCCGGCCAAGCUGUACAGCCCAUUCGGCAUUGAGACCCCGCACAGCCGAGACUUCCGCAUGUCGCCCUACAUGCCUGACACACCAGACGGGUUUUCACCAAAGAGACGGGUGAAUGUCAGUCAGUCGUGGCACCAGUUGGCGAAGAAGAGGCCGCGGGCACUGUUCCGCUGAGCCCUGAACAGCCGGUCAGCCUGCGCUAUAUCCCCCACCGCUUACUGUAAGGUCCGCUUGGUGCGCAGGUAUCAUGGCAUUGAAUGGGACUGGUGCUACCCACAGCGGGACACUAACAGUGUUUAUGCACUUUUUAUAUAUUUAAAACCUGCUACUACUUUUUGUACAACUUUAUGUAUUUGUAAGUCUAGUAUUUUGGAUAUAAUCGCAUUUUAAAGGUUAUCAUUGAUGUUAAGUGGGAAAGGAAUUUUGUAUCCACUACUUGCCGAUGGGGAGCUUGUUGUUUACAUUGAGUGGAGCAGCUUAAGAGAUAAGAAUGUUGAAUGAUGACGGAACAUGUACUUAGCGAGGCGGCAUCGGGCGGCGGGGCGGGGGGGCGCGGGCGGAUUUAAAGUUUCUGUGAAGAAGAUACCACACGCGAGUAUUUCACGAAUAAAAAAUUAACUUCAGGACAUUCAUUUGAAUUUCACUAAUAAGACUUUAAAAGAUGAUAAUCAAAAGGGAUAACUCACGGUGCUUCACUUUACCUGCUAACUAUCACAAUCCACAGAUCCACUGAUUACCUCGUAAAUGAGUUUCAGCGACACUGUGAAUCUCUUGUCAUAUCUACUUCAACUCUUGUCAUUACUCUCAGCAUAAUCUUAUCUUCUUUCGUUUUUCUUUCUUAUCCAGGCACCAUUUUUUAUUUAGUAUUGUAGCCUUUUCAAUGAAAUUCUAUUUGUGGAUCCCUUUAAAAAAAAAAGAAAAAAUGUUUAUAAAAUGGCAAUAAAAAAAGGUUGCUAGGGAAGGGCCGGAGCUCACGUGGCCCCCUCUCCUGAUGCCCUCGCGCAUAUCCAGUAUUAUAAAAGCCAAAAUUAUACUCGCUUACAUUUUAACUUAGUAUUUAUAUUAAGCUUCUCUGUGACAAUAUUUAUAUCUCACUAUUUAAUAUUUAUAUGGUAGCUUAAGUCUGUGCUCAUUUUUAUAUAAUAUUGAAUAUAUUUUAAGGCAAUUUGCUGUAAAAGUGUAAGUUUAAAGUUCUUUUUUUAUUUGUGUCCAAAGUCUGAACUAAAUAUACGCGGUGAGCAUUGUGUGGUGCCGACUGAACUGACAGCUGUCAGAUGUUCACCUCACUGACUGACACAUUAAUGACGUUUGACUGAAACUGCCUAAACUUGACAUUGAAUUCGUUGAUUACAUUUUUUAUUUUUUAAAUAAGUGAAAAUAACAACUUUGUUAAUUAUCUAAACUGUACGUGCAUCGUUGUUUUCUUAUUGUGUUUGUUUCAUUUUUUAUUUAUUUGUGUGCAAGGAUUAAAUA